GGUCAUCUAACUCAAGUCACACUCUUUCUAUUACACCCCUUCCAACUCAUUUCUUUAUCCAAUGAUUCGGUUUCCAACAAUAAAAUAUUAUCUUAUUCUUAACAAAUUAACAUGAAUGAGCUGGAUCGACUCGAUAUAUAUAAAAGCCAAAGUCCCUUGCCGCACAAGGGAGCACGAGUUUGCUGCAGCUAAAGGUAGAGAUCGAGCCCCAAAAUGGCCAAUGACAUGAACCACAGCCAAAGGAGAGUCGACGGCCGGAAACUCGCGAGGUGUCCGAGGAUCCAAAUGACCCAAAAAACAGUCGAGGCGAUCGAACAAGCGUGCGGCGGGAGAAUCGUCGCGCAGGACGAGCUGAGUGGCGCGGUGCGGGUGAAGAUUGUGCUGAGCAAGCAACAGCUGAAACAAAUGGUCGCGAUGAUCGGGCGAGGGCGGAGCAAUGCCGGCCCCCAGCAGAGCAGCCUAAUUGCGGUCGGUUUCCCUCAGAAUUUGGAGCAGCUGUUUUACGCGCUGCGGAGGCGGCACGCGAAGAAAAGUGAGGCCGCAAAGGGUCGACGGAAUCGGUGGCGGCCCGCUCUUCAAAGCAUCCCCGAGGAGGCCUAAAUUAAAGCUAGUGUUCUGUUGUUCCAGUUGAUAGUACAAAGUUGCAAGUAGUAUGUAGCAGUUUGUAACUAGAGCUUAUGUAGCUCUUUGUGUUGGUCUAAUAUGUUUUUUUGUGAUUUGGGCCACCAUACUAAUUAACUUUUAUUUAUAAACACUUGAUUAAUGUUGAACAAGUGUACAUUUUUCCCUUUUUUUUUUGGGUGAAAGAACGAAAUUUCAAUAUUUUAAUUUCAUGCACUGA
This is a messenger RNA of Ananas comosus (pineapple), 841 nucleotides long. RefSeq lists its product as uncharacterized. Bases 214 to 600 code for a protein of 128 amino acids. The transcript has a single exon. The record is from RefSeq and is a predicted model, not a curated record. Lineage: Eukaryota; Viridiplantae; Streptophyta; Magnoliopsida; Poales; Bromeliaceae.